GUCGAACUGGGGUUUCUAGUCCCUCCUGGCUUCCCGUUCUCCAGACCCGGCGGACGGAGACAGCCGAGGCCUCCAUAUUGAAAAAGCGACCCGGCCCGUAAAGGGUCGGUGAGGUGUGGACAGCUCUGCAGACCAGCCUCGGCGGCUCCAGGGGAAGGCAAUAUGUUAAGGAUACCUGUAACAAGGACCUUAAUAGGCCUUUCUAAGUCUCCUAAAGGAUGUGCUCGAACAACUGCCACAGCAGCAAGCAACUUGAUUGAAGUAUUUGUUGAUGGUCAGUCUGUCAUGGUGGAACCAGGAACUACCGUCCUCCAAGCUUGUGAGAAGGUUGGCAUGCAGAUCCCUCGAUUCUGUUAUCAUGAAAGGUUGUCAGUUGCCGGAAACUGCAGGAUGUGCCUUGUUGAAAUUGAGAAAGCGCCUAAGGUUGUAGCUGCUUGUGCCAUGCCAGUAAUGAAAGGUUGGAAUAUCCUGACAAACUCAGAGAAAUCUAAGAAAGCCAGAGAAGGUGUGAUGGAGUUCUUAUUAGCAAAUCACCCAUUGGACUGUCCUAUUUGUGACCAAGGAGGUGAAUGUGAUUUGCAGGAUCAGUCCAUGAUGUUUGGAAGUGAUAGGAGCCGAUUUUUAGAGGGGAAACGUGCUGUGGAGGACAAGAACAUUGGGCCAUUGGUAAAAACCAUUAUGACUAGAUGUAUACAGUGUACUCGCUGCAUCAGAUUUGCAAGUGAGAUUGCAGGAGUAGAUGAUUUGGGAACAACAGGCAGAGGAAAUGAUAUGCAGGUUGGCACAUACAUUGAAAAGAUGUUCAUGUCUGAACUUUCUGGAAAUAUCAUUGACAUAUGCCCUGUAGGUGCCCUGACCUCUAAGCCCUAUGCCUUUACCGCCCGGCCUUGGGAAACAAGAAAGACAGAAUCCAUUGAUGUGAUGGAUGCAGUUGGAAGUAAUAUUGUGGUCAGCACAAGAACUGGAGAGGUGAUGAGGAUUUUGCCAAGGAUGCACGAGGACAUCAAUGAAGAAUGGAUCUCUGAUAAAACCAGAUUUGCCUAUGAUGGGCUAAAACGUCAAAGACUUACCGAGCCAAUGGUCAGAAAUGAAAAGGGGCUUUUAACGUAUACCACCUGGGAGGAUGCGCUCUCUCGUGUAGCUGGAAUGUUGCAGAGUUUUCAAGGCAGUGAUGUGGCAGCAGUUGCAGGUGGCUUGGUGGAUGCUGAAGCCCUGGUAGCUCUCAAAGAUUUACUUAAUAGAGUGGACUCUGACACCCUGUGCACUGAAGAGGUCUUCCCCACUGCAGGAGCUGGAACGGAUCUGCGUUCCAAUUACCUUCUUAAUACUACAAUUGCUGGUGUGGAAGAGGCAGAUGUUGUCCUUUUGGUUGGUACAAAUCCACGUUUUGAGGCACCACUAUUUAAUGCUAGAAUUCGAAAAAGCUGGCUUCACAAUGACUUACAAGUGGCCCUUAUAGGCAGCCCGGUGGAUCUCACUUACAGAUAUGACCAUCUGGGAGAUUCUCCCAAAAUUCUUCAAGACAUUGCUUCGGGUAGCCAUCCAUUCAGCCAGAUCCUAAAGGAAGCUAAAAAACCAAUGGUAGUCCUAGGCAGUGCUGCACUCCAAAGAAAUGAUGGAGCAGCAAUUCUUGCAGCUGUUUCCAACAUUGCCCAAAAGAUUCGGAUGAGUAGUGGUGUUACUGGUGACUGGAAAGUAAUGAAUAUCCUUCAUAGAAUCGCAAGCCAGGUAGCUGCUUUGGACCUUGGCUAUAAACCUGGGGUGGAAGCAAUUCGGAAGAACCCUCCCAAAGUACUGUUUCUUCUGGGAGCAGAUGGAGGUUGUAUCACUCGACAGGAUUUGCCAAAGGACUGUUUCAUUAUUUAUCAAGGACAUCACGGUGAUGUCGGAGCUCCUAUAGCUGAUGUCAUUCUCCCCGGCGCUGCUUACACAGAGAAGUCUGCCACUUACGUCAACACUGAGGGCCGAGCUCAGCAGACUAAAGUAGCAGUGACACCUCCUGGCUUGGCAAGAGAAGACUGGAAAAUUAUAAGAGCCCUUUCUGAGAUUGCAGGAAUGACUCUACCAUAUGAUACUCUGGAUCAAGUAAGGAACAGAUUGGAAGAAGUCUCUCCUAAUCUUGUUCGAUAUGAUGAUGUUGAAGGAGCUAAUUAUUUCCAACAAGCGAAUGAGCUCUCCAAGCUAGUGAACCAGCAGCUUCUUGCUGAUCCACUUGUUCCACCUCAGCUAACAAUAAAAGACUUCUACAUGACAGAUUCAAUUAGCAGAGCCUCACAGACAAUGGCCAAAUGUGUCAAAGCUGUCACAGAGGGUGCUCAGGCAGUAGAGGAACCAUCCGUAUGCUGAAAUACCUACUGGGACCCAGUUUUGCUACAGUUGGUUAAUGGACAGUUAUGUUGGAGUGCUCUCUUAGAGGUAUAUCUCUUUAAAAAAUAAUCUGAAUGAUGUCAUAUUUAAGGUUCUACCAUGUUUUAUUUGAACACGAUACUGCAAUUAUCAAAGAGCUUGAGAUUUCAAAGCAUUUAUGUAUUGUGUGUAAACCUUGUUAAACAGCUUAAUAAACAUUAUACAGAUGCUCUUUCAUGUAAAGGCAUUGACAAUCUUUGUGACAAAAAAAGAAAAUCCUUAAAAUGUGAAUUUUUAUUUAUCUUCAUUGAUGACUUACAUUUGUAAAAUGGAUGAAAUAAGAAUAGCUUCCAUUAGGGGCUUUUUGUUUUAAGUGCUAAAGAAAAGAUUUAUGUAUUCUGUCAAGCUGGGUAAAUAGAAAAAAUAUAUAUAAUAUAACCAUACAUCAGACAUGUAUCUUGGACAACUCUAAUUAAUAAUAAUCAUAAUAAUGAUAGCUAAUGAUUAUUCAGGUUUUUUAAUGUGCUAAGCACUCUGGUUUUACAUACAUUAUCUUGUUUUGUCCUUGUUACAUCCCUUUGAGGCAGUGUUAUCUCAUUUUACAGAUGAAGAAACUGAAGCCCAGGGAUAUUGGGUGGAUAUUGGGAUAUUGCUGAAAGCCACGGCAAAAAAAAAAGUCAUAGAAUCACGCCUGAUUUUCUGACUUCAAAGCCUAUUUGUUCUUAACUGCUGCACAUAAUUUCCUCCCAUUAAUACAGAUUCCAUAGGUUGUUACUUCUAAGAAUUAGUAUUGAGAAGCUUAAUGGAUAACACAUUUUUCUGUUUUCUCUUGAAUCUGUUUGUAAUGUUGUGGUGAUUUAUGUGAUUUUUUUUUUUUUUGGAUAAUAGAUUGCAUACAUAUGCACCCUUGGAAUGAGGGAGGUCUCAAGAGAUAUAAUUUAGGUCCUCAUCGAUGUUCCAUAUAUAUUAUAUUAAUACCAUCUGUAGUAUUAAGCAACUAAAUUAUUCCAGGGAUAGAAGACAAAACUAACAGCUUUCAUAAUUUUCAAUUGUCAAAAAAAAAUUAAAAUUUUACACUUAAUCUAGGAGAUAAUCUAAUGCUAUAUUAAAUGUUUUUCCAAAUCUA
Messenger RNA from Camelus dromedarius (Arabian camel), 3472 nucleotides. It is a transcript of the gene NDUFS1, whose product is annotated as NADH:ubiquinone oxidoreductase core subunit S1. Gene Ontology annotation, molecular function: NADH dehydrogenase (ubiquinone) activity; iron-sulfur cluster binding. Gene Ontology annotation, cellular component: membrane. The coding region runs from base 163 to 2346 and encodes 727 amino acids. The record is from RefSeq and is a predicted model, not a curated record. Gene Ontology annotation, biological process: ATP synthesis coupled electron transport; cellular respiration. The transcript is spliced from 19 exons. NCBI's taxonomy places the organism in Eukaryota, Metazoa, Chordata, Mammalia, Artiodactyla, Camelidae.